AUGGAUGAAAAACCGCGUUUGGUGGAGCCCUCGCCCGCAUCUCGCCGUGCAGCAAAUGUGAUGAUUGUAUUUGGUUUCCCCUGGUACACAAGUGAGUCGCAGAUUAGAGAAUAUCUGCUGCAGAUAUACCCAGCAGCAGCUCCAGUCACCACACGUCUCUAUACAAAUCCAACGAAUGGAACUAGUCGAGGUAUUUGUUUUAUUGAGUAUAAUCAAAAGCAACGUGUGGGAAACAGUAGUAAUACAAAUGAUAAUAAUAAUACUAAUAGUAAUAAUUACAAUAGUACAAUUGGUAAUACGGGUAGCAAUACAAACAUCACGACGAGUGGAGGUUUACUACGUGUUGUGAAGUCCGAGAUCCCAGAAGAGGAUGAGGAUGACAUUCUCACAGUGGUAAGAAAGAAUAUUGAUGGAACCCACUUCACCCGUCAUUAUCUUACCGCCGUUCUUUAUCACUUAACCAAUCAAAGUUGGGAUCGUGGUGGACGUUUGCCAGAGUUACCAACCGAUCCACCUCCCACCCGCGGUGGUGUUGGGGGUGUCGUUGAGGGAUACGGCGAUGAGGGCUUCAUUGUGCGCUGCGGGCCGGUGUUGGGACUUGCAAACACCGUAACGGCCGCUGGGGUGGCGAACAUGCAGGCACUGCGUAAAAGACUGCGGGAAGAGGCGGUCGCCGCUGAGGAAGAAGAAGAAGAAGUGGGAACAGUAAAAGAAGAUGGAGAUGGUGGUGUUGGUGUUGGUGGUGGAAUGAGGACACGAGUAUGA
This is a messenger RNA of Trypanosoma theileri, 765 nucleotides long. RefSeq lists its product as uncharacterized. Gene Ontology annotation, molecular function: nucleic acid binding. The coding region runs from base 1 to 765 and encodes 254 amino acids. NCBI's taxonomy places the organism in Eukaryota, Euglenozoa, Kinetoplastea, Trypanosomatida, Trypanosomatidae. The transcript has a single exon. The record is from RefSeq and is a predicted model, not a curated record.